ACGGAAGUAAGCUAAGAUCUAAGGCAUUUCAAUAUUUUGUCCACUCGAUCAUAGUCACCGCUCCAGAACCUUGCUGAGUAAUUGCCAUCGAAGACAAGAAGACACACAGAGGUCAAAGAGCAAAUUUGUACAUCCGCGUUGCCUCUAUUCUAACAACCCACGCAACUGAGUUGAAGUGCAACCAUUGGGGGUCCUUAGGGUGCUUACAUAAACGAAAUCCAAAUUCACGACUUUUUGGACAUCGAUCCGACUUCGGCGCGUGAGCUUUGCAAAUGUACGACGAAGAAUCUAGUCGGACGUAAUGUUCGAGUCAAUAUGCUCUCUGCCAUUGGCAGGGGACAUCUUCACCCAGGCAGUGCAUCCAUCGAGACCCAUCGUUGCCGUUGGGCUGUCCACUGGGCAUGUGGAGGUUACUAAGCUGCCGCCUGUGGCGGGAGAAGACGAUUCGGAUCACGACGACGCAGCUUCAGCAAGUGACAAAGGCUUAGGGCUUUUGGAGACAAGUUGGAGAACAAGAAGACACAAGGGGAGCGCCAGAGCGGUACGGUUUAGUCUCGAUGGUCGAGCCCUAUACUCUGCUGGCUCCGAUGGUCUCAUGAAGGCUGCGGACUCAGAGACUGGAGAAGUUUUCUCAAAGAUUGCUAUUCCUGAUGACGACAAUGGCAUACUUGACGCUCCAACACUUAUGCACAUCUUGAGCCCUCAAUCGCUGCUCUUAUCAACUGACUCAUCCGCACUUCACCUUUUCGACCUGAGAGUUGACGAUCGCGCCUUUGCGAAGAACAAGCCACAGCAGACAUGGUAUCCACACGAAGAUUACAUCUCUUCUCUUACGCCUUUGCCGCCAAGUGAAACGAGCACAAGUGGCUUUAGCAGACAAUGGGUUACAACUGGCGGUACAACACUUGCUGUCACGGACAUCAGGCGCGGAGUCCUUGUGAAAAGUGAGGAUCAGGGUGAAGAGUUGUUGUCUUCGGAGUACGUGGGCGGUUUUGCGAAGAAAGGUACGAGCCAGGGUGAGAAAGUUUUAGUUGGAGGAGGUGACGGCGUCAUCACGCUCUGGGAAAAGGGUGUGUGGGAUGACCAAGACGAACGCAUUAUACUCGACAAGGGAGGAGAGGAUAGCAUCGAUGCUCUCACGAGGAUCCCAGAGGAGCUAGGCAUGGGCAAGACCGUGGUAGCUGGUAUGAGCAAUGGCUGUCUUGCUCUGGUAAAACUAGGUAUAAAUAAGGUCGUCGAUGUGCUGAAGCAUGACGAGGUCGAGGGCGUGGCGGCCAUUGACUUUGAAGUUGGCGGACGCAUGAUAAGUGGUGGCGGCCCGAUCUUGAAAGUUUGGCGUGAGAAGAUGAGGGAUGAUGAAGAAGAUAUUGACGUUAGGGGGGUAAAGAAGCGCAAUGUUAGUGACAAUGAAGCGGAUAGCGACGACAGUGAUGAUGAGCAUAGCAGCGAGGAAGAAAGGGAGGAGCAGAAGCGGAGGAAGAAGAGGAAGAAGGGCAAGGGAAUCAACGGUUUCUCGAAAAACAAGAUGUUCUCGGGCUUGGAUUGACAUGGUUUGCAACACGAUUUUCGCUUCUGGCGUACGGCAGCAUUGAUACCCCAACGGGUCAAUUAGCAUUUACAAAACCUCGGAGGCGAUCUCCUAGCCGAGUUCCCGAAGUCUGGCUGAGAUUUAUUCAAAGCCACACCGAUCCCCUCAUAUACUAAGUCUUGAUCCGCUUUGUGGUUGCAUUCGCUUGCUCUCUCAGGUUCUUGCUCAAUAUCAG
This is a messenger RNA of Verruconis gallopava, 1763 nucleotides long. RefSeq lists its product as uncharacterized. The coding region runs from base 302 to 1546 and encodes 414 amino acids. The record is from RefSeq and is a predicted model, not a curated record. Gene Ontology annotation, molecular function: protein binding. Lineage: Eukaryota; Fungi; Ascomycota; Dothideomycetes; Venturiales; Sympoventuriaceae. The transcript has a single exon.